Haemonchus placei is the source of this 1059-nucleotide messenger RNA. NCBI's taxonomy places the organism in Eukaryota, Metazoa, Nematoda, Chromadorea, Rhabditida, Trichostrongylidae. The record is from the annotation of a GenBank genome assembly.
GUCGCUUCCUGCCACGUGCUGAAUGCGGCUAUUGCUCGUUGUAAUCUGCCGAAAAUCUACGACUGGGGCACAAAGACUGUCUACUUCCAACCUCAGUCGAAAGGAGCUAACGACGAAAAGGCAUUUGUUGGCUACAUCUAUUUUGUGCCACCUACGUUGGACCCGCAAAGGCUGGACAUAGGAAGUAUCUACGAAUGGUAUAAGAAUCCAAUGCCGAGCUAUCUGAUGCCCUUAACGUGGUAUCCGCGAAAUUUCACCAAUCCUGAACUGUUUAACAAUUUGAAUCAAAUUGGCACGAGGAUUUCUGACGAUGCGCUUUAUGGAGUCCAACUUGGACUGUAUGUGAUCGGAUACAGGGAAUACAAGGAUGAUGAGAUCAAAAAAUUCCGCCCCGAACAUCGCACUCUGGCACGCUUAGCGACGUAUACAAAUCGCAACGGUUACGAGUAUCGAUGGAAACCGCAAGAGGAAGUUAUCAAUCUCAACCAGGUCCAACAGUGGUAUCUGACCGAUUGGGAGCGUUGGAACACUCUCUACACAUACCGUGUUGGGUACCUGAAGCUGGCUCCGAUGCGACCAAACGAUCUCAAUGGAACGGAGUUGCUGUCAGGACUAGUGACUGCCCCGAUUUCACUGCAUUGGCUUUGGUCUCCCGAGGACAACCGCUUUGGUCAGACUUCUUUCUCACAACAGGAACGAGACGAAAGGACAGAAUUUGUCUCUCAAAAGUCGAAGGAGAUGUGUCACGACUGGUUCGACGAAGAUGGAGCUUUGUUCAACUUUAUACGGGACACUGAAACGAAUUCUAGUUGUCCGUGCAUUGAGACACAAGCCCGACUGGAUCUCGGACGCUUCAUGCCUCAUCCACGUUGCUCACAGACAUUCCGUGAUAUCACAUGCACGACCGUGAUUGGCUCAAAGAAUUGCUACAUGUCUGCUCAAAACAUCUACGGCUCAUACGCUGGCAAGGGAAAUACCUUCGACAAUAUGGAUACCUCAAUGAGGGUUUGGAAAGAUUCCGAACAAUUAGGCACAUUGGCCCGUAUUAUGGAGCUUUAA